AUGGUAGACACCAGGUUCACCCAGGUAACCGGUGACUUGAAGAAGAGUGUCGGUACCGCCAGCAUCAGCAUACCGUCAUUGAAGCCACCGCUGAGGACCGCGAACCGCGUUCGCCGUCACGCUCCUGAACCGCUGAAGAGGCUUUACCGGGAAGAGCACGAAUGCCGGCAGGAAGAGCACAGUCGUCAUGCCAAGGCUAUCAUCAGCCAAUUCAACUUUGAAUCCGCCAUAUUGCAAGCAGAGACCUCCGUCUUGAGGCUCCGGAGCGAUGCUUUGCCCUAUCCGGGUUUAAAGCUCCCAUCCGGAGUACAGCUGGAAUCCCUCCAGGGGUCGGAUCAUUCGUAG
Colletotrichum gloeosporioides is the source of this 345-nucleotide messenger RNA. RefSeq lists its product as uncharacterized. NCBI's taxonomy places the organism in Eukaryota, Fungi, Ascomycota, Sordariomycetes, Glomerellales, Glomerellaceae. The transcript is spliced from 2 exons. Bases 1 to 345 code for a protein of 114 amino acids. The record is from RefSeq and is a predicted model, not a curated record.